Messenger RNA from Callorhinus ursinus (northern fur seal), 1743 nucleotides. RefSeq names its product sushi repeat containing protein X-linked 2 (gene SRPX2). Gene Ontology annotation, molecular function: signaling receptor binding. The record is from RefSeq and is a predicted model, not a curated record. Gene Ontology annotation, biological process: positive regulation of synapse assembly; positive regulation of cell migration involved in sprouting angiogenesis; cell-cell adhesion. Lineage: Eukaryota; Metazoa; Chordata; Mammalia; Carnivora; Otariidae.
AUGGCCGGUCAACUAACCCAAAGAGGAGCUCUAUCUCUCCUGCUCUUCCUCACCCCAGCAGUGACACCAACAUGGUAUGCAGGUUCGGGCUACUACCCAGAUGAAAGCUACAAUGAAGUAUAUGCUGAAGAGGUCCCACGGGCUCCUGCCCUAGACUACCGAGUCCCCCGAUGGUGUUAUACAUUAAAUAUCCAGGAUGGAGAAGCCACAUGCUACUCUCCGAGGGGAGGAAAUUAUCACAGCAGCCUGGGUACUCGUUGUGAGCUCUCCUGUGACCGGGGCUUUCGACUGAUUGGACGAAGGUCGGUGCAAUGCCUGCCAAGCCGCCGUUGGUCUGGAACUGCCUACUGCAGGCAGAUGCGAUGCCACGCGCUGCCAUUCAUCACUAGUGGUACUUACACCUGCACAAACGGUGUGCUCCUUGACUCCCGCUGUGACUACAGUUGUGCCAGUGGCUACCACUUGGAAGGUGACCGCAGCCGAAUCUGCAUGGAAGAUGGGCGAUGGAGUGGAGGCGAGCCCGUAUGUGUAGACAUAGAUCCCCCCAAGAUCCGUUGUCCCCACUCCCGUGAGAAGAUUGCAGAGCCGGAGAAACUGACCGCUCGAGUAUAUUGGGACCCGCCCUUGGUGAAAGACUCUGCCGAUGGGACUAUCACCAGGGUGACACUUCGGGGCCCUGAGCCUGGCUCUCACUUUCCCGAAGGAGAGCAUGUGAUUCGUUACACUGCCUACGAUCGAGCCUAUAACCGAGCCAGCUGCAAGUUCAUUGUGAAAGUACAAGUGAGACGCUGCCCACCGCUAAAACCGCCACAGCAUGGCUACCUCACCUGCACCUCGGCAGGGGACAACUAUGGUGCCACCUGUGAAUACCACUGUGAUGGAGGUUAUGAACGCCAAGGAACCCCCUCCCGGGUCUGCCAGUCCAGCCGCCAGUGGUCAGGAUCACCACCCAUCUGUGCCCCCAUGAAGAUUAAUGUCAAUGUCAACUCUGCCGCUGGCCUUCUGGAUCAGUUCUAUGAGAAACAGCGACUCCUCAUCAUCUCAGCUCCUGAUCCCUCCAACCGAUAUUAUAAAAUGCAGAUCUCUAUGCUGCAGCAAUGCACCUGUGGACUGGACCUGCGCCACGUGACCAUCAUUGAACUGGUGGGGCAGCCACCUCAGGAGGUGGGGCGCAUCCGGGAGCAACAGCUAUCAGCCAACAUCAUCGAGGAGCUCAGGCAAUUUCAGCGUCUCACUCCCUCCUACUUCAACAUGGUGUUGAUUGACAAGCAGGGAAUUGACCGAGAACGCUACAUGGAACCUGUCACCCCCGAGGAAAUCUUCACAUUCAUUGAUGACUACCUACUGAGCAACCAGGAGCUGAUCCAGCGCCGGGAGCAAAGGGACAUGUGCGAGUGAACGUGAGCCAGGGCAUGGAUGGAGGUCAAGGGAAAAGCUCCCCUAGUCAGCUGAAGCUGGGGCCUGAGAAAGGGAGGAAAUGAUUCCCCACGGCUCUAGCAACAGGACUCUGAGGUGGGUGAGAUUCACCAAUCCUGGGACAUUCCCAGGCCCCUUUGUAGGGCUGUGUAAUAGUCUCCCUAAGCAAGUUUCUGCUUUAAGUAGCACUCGAGGAGCAUACGAAGCUAGGCAGGGACUGGGGGCAGGUCCCGGACAAUGGGCUGUGGGGUGAAAGUCUUCUUUUCGCAACCUGGGCCUCUGCGCUGCUCUCCAAAAUCUUCCAGAUAAGUAAAUUCUCGAUUCAUU